AUGACUAUAAAUCUUUUUGACCAAUUCUCAAGCCCACAAAUACUAGGCAUGCCACUAAUUAUUAUUGCUAUAGCCAUACCAACCAUAAUUUUUUUCCCGCCUAUGCGCCUUAUUACCAAUCGCACCUCCGCAAUGCAAAACUGACUAAUACUGAAAUUUACCAAACAACUAAUAAGCCCCCUCAACAAGCCCGGACACAGCUGAGCCCUGCCGCUCCUUUUAAUUAUAUACACCCUACUACUAAUCAACCUGCUAGGACUACUGCCAUAUACCUUCACCCCCACAACACAACUAUCUAUAAAUAUAGCACUAGCACUACCACUAUGACUAACAACCGUAUUAAUUGGCCUACGCAAUCAGCCUGCCGCAUCUCUUGCCCACAUACUUCCCGUAGGCACACCAACACCACUUAUUCCAAUUCUCAUUACCAUUGAGACAGUAAGCCUACUAAUCCGCCCGCUGGCGCUCGGUAUCCGGUUAACUGCAAACUUAACAGCCGGACACUUACUAAUUACACUGAUUUCAACUGCCACACUAACCCUCUUUCCAACAAUGCCGCUAGUUAGCCUACUCACCCUCACACUACUGCUACUGCUAACCGCCCUAGAAAUUGCAGUAGCAAUAAUCCAAGCUUACGUGUUCACCUUACUAUUGAGUCUAUACUUACAAGAAAACACCUAA
Messenger RNA from Gekko japonicus, 681 nucleotides. The record is from the annotation of a RefSeq genome assembly. NCBI's taxonomy places the organism in Eukaryota, Metazoa, Chordata, Lepidosauria, Squamata, Gekkonidae.